Molecule: messenger RNA, 1482 nt
Organism: Closterium sp. Yama58-4
Lineage: Eukaryota; Viridiplantae; Streptophyta; Zygnematophyceae; Desmidiales; Closteriaceae
Source: the annotation of a GenBank genome assembly
AUGACUUCCAUCACUCGUUUCCUCCUCCUGGCGCUCGUGUCGGCCGCUAUCGUCGCCCUCUCCUCCGAAACACCCCUACUGCGAGCAGCAGCCGCUUCUGAAACCGACUCCGGCGCCAAAUCCGAAGCGCUUACCGCGUCGCGCCCGUUUGGCGCCACCAACGGUGAUCGAACUGACGCAUUGGGGAGCGAUGGUAGGCGCGAGCUCAAAUCCUCCAGCGAAUCUCACUUCUCCUCUUCCUCGUCUAGUCACACCAGCAAGACUGGCGAGGCCAAAAGCAGCAGCAGCGGUGGCGGUAACGGCGGCAGCGGCAGCGGGUCAUACAAGACGAGGAAGCACGGGAAGCGGAGCGCGGCGAGCAACGGAGAAGGCGGCGCGGGUUACUGCCCCUACGCGGGCCGCCCGGGCAAUUCGCCGCCCAGCAUCUUCUGCGGCGGCGCCUGCUGCAUCGACUCAGAGUACCCGUGCUGCGGAGGCCAGAUCGCCGAACGGGUGCAGCGAUUCGCUGGUGGAAGCACCGUGACGAGCGAAGUGACAAGCGGCGGUGAAAGCGGCGGGGCAAUGGCGAGCGGCGGUAGAAGCGAGGAGGCGGAAAACGUGGAUGGCGGGGAGGGGGGUGUGGGAAUGGAGAUGCGCGGAGUGCUGUUCCGGUGGGGGGAAAUGGGUGUCAAGGUUGCUUUCCGCUCAUCCGACUUCCCCCGCCACGUCAUCAUCCUAGGUGGCCUCACGGACGGGCUGCUGCCCACGCAGUACACCGCCAGGCUGGCAUCCUCGCUGGCAGCCGCCCAUUGGUCGCUGCUGCAGACUCAGCUGUCGUCGUCCUACUUUGGAUACGGCGCUGCGUCUCUAGAGCAGGAUACUACCGAAAUAGAUGAGCUCAUCGCUUACAUCAUCAAGCGGUAUCAGGCCUCGGAGGUCGUCCUGGUCGGCCACAGCACGGGCUGCCAGGAUAUAGUGGCAUAUCUCAAGAGCGCUAAAGCCACCCAUCGCAGCACCGUCAAAGCCGCCAUUCUUCAGGCGCCAACGAGUGACAGGGAGUGCAUGGAGGAGCAGGCGAGGGAGGGGGGGAAGGAAGCAGAGGAGGCAUUUGAAGAAAUGAAGCGGGCGGCGCAGGCCAUGGUUGCGGGCGGCAGAGGUGCCGAGAUGAUGCCGAGAAGCGCCGACCCACUCGCGCCAAUCACAGCGUACAGGUUCCACUCUCUCGCGUGCACAGGAGGCGCUGAUGACAUGUUCAGUUCAGACUUCUCAGACGAGGAGUUGAAGGAGCGGCUGGGGCACAUGGCCGCAUGGCCGUCCCUGGUGAUGCUAUCCGGGGAGGAUCAAUACGUACCAAGAACCAUAGACAAGGAAAAGUUGCUACGGAGGCUCUGUGCUGCUAUGGGCGGUGCCACCCCUGCUCUGAUUGCUGGAGCAGACCACUCCUUGAGUAACAAUGUGGACGAGGCGGUUACCGUGAUAACAGAUUUUAUUAAGAAACUGUAA